Rhinolophus ferrumequinum (greater horseshoe bat) is the source of this 1958-nucleotide messenger RNA. RefSeq names its product aldehyde dehydrogenase 8 family member A1 (gene ALDH8A1). The coding region runs from base 48 to 1511 and encodes 487 amino acids. Gene Ontology annotation, biological process: retinoic acid metabolic process. The record is from RefSeq and is a predicted model, not a curated record. The transcript has 7 exons. Lineage: Eukaryota; Metazoa; Chordata; Mammalia; Chiroptera; Rhinolophidae. Gene Ontology annotation, molecular function: retinal dehydrogenase (NAD+) activity.
GCCUAACUGAACAAUUGUCAGGGAGAAAGGCAGGAGUCCUCUUAACUAUGGCUGCAACAAAGACACUUCUGAUGCUGGAAAACUUCAUAGGUGGAAAAUUUUUACCUUCCCACUCAUAUAUAGAUUCUUACGAUCCAUCUACAGGUGAGGUGUACUGCAGAGUGCCAAACAGUGGAAAAGAAGAGAUUGAGGCCGCGGUGGAGGCUGCCAGAGCCGCCUUCCCAGGCUGGUCGUCCCGGAGCCCACAGGAGCGCUCGCAGGUGCUGCACCGGCUGGCAGAUUUGCUGGAGCUGUCCCUGGAGGACUUGGCCCAGGCCGAAUCUAAGGACCAAGGGAAAACCGUAACACUGGCGAGAACCAUGGACAUUCCCCGGUCUGUCCAGAACUUCCGGUUCUUUGCCUCCUCCAUCCUGCACCACACGUCAGAGUGCACACAGAUGGACCACCUGGGCUGUCUGCACUACACUGUGCGGGCCCCUGUGGGGAUCGCUGGUCUGAUCAGUCCCUGGAAUUUGCCUCUCUACUUGCUGACCUGGAAGAUAGCUCCGGCGAUCGCUGCCGGCAAUACUGUGAUAGCCAAGCCCAGCGAGAUGACUUCGGUGACCGCGUGGAUGAUGUGCAAACUCCUGGACAAAGCAGGUGUUCCACCAGGUGUGGUAAAUAUUGUGUUUGGAACAGGGCCCAGGGUAGGUGAGGCCCUGGUGUCCCAUCCCGAGGUGCCCCUCAUCUCCUUCACGGGGAGCCAGCCCACGGCUGAGCGGAUCACACAGCUGAGUGCUCCCCACUGCAAGAAGCUCUCCCUGGAGCUGGGGGGCAAGAAUCCUGCCAUUAUCUUUGAGGAUGCAAACCUGGAGGAGUGUGUUCCAACCACUGUCAGGUCCAGCUUUGCCAACCAAGGUGAAAUCUGUCUCUGUACCAGCAGGAUCUUUGUCCAGAAGAGUAUCUAUAGUGAUUUCUUAAAGAGGUUUGUAGAAGCUACCAGAAUGUGGAAAGUUGGCGUUCCCUCUGAUCCAUCAGCCAGCAUGGGAGCUCUGAUAAGUAAAGCUCAUUUGGAGAAAGUCAGAAGUUACAUCCAGAAAGCUCGUGCUGAAGGGGCCCGAGUUCUGUGUGGUGAGGGAGUGGAUAAGUUGGAUCUGCCCCCAAGGAAUCAGGCAGGUUAUUUUAUGCUUCCCACUGUGAUAACAGACAUUAAGGACGAAUCCUGUUGCAUGAAGGAAGAGAUAUUUGGUCCAGUGACAUGUGUUGUCCCCUUUGAAAGCGAAGAGGAGGUGAUUAGAAGAGCCAACAGUGUGAAAUAUGGGCUGGCAGCGACAGUGUGGUCAGGCAACGUGGGGCGUGUCCACCGCGUGGCUAAGAAGUUGCAGUCAGGUUUGGUCUGGACCAACUGCUGGCUCAUCAGAGAGCUGAACCUUCCUUUUGGAGGGAUGAAGAGCUCCGGGGUAGGUAGAGAAGGAGCCAAGGACUCUUAUGAAUUCUUCACUGAAGUCAAAACUAUCACUGUUAAACACUGACCUUGGCCAAUGGAGAAACUAUUAUGGUCAGUACCUGGUUGCAGAUAAUCAGUCGUCCAUUGUGGUGAAUGGAAAUACUAGCGUAGGUUCCAACCCGGUCUUGACCUAGCAGGAGGUUAUCUCUGGCUAUCCUCAGUAAGUACUUUUGCCCAUUGGUGAAGAGAUGCUGUCUAUUUUCAAGGUGAAGGCAAAGAAGAGAAUGCAUCUGAACAGGAAAAUGCAAAAAGGAAGCCAAACAAUUGUCCGGCUCCUCCUAUGUUGUGUCUUCGUAGGAUUUUUAUCAUCAUUUUGAUUGAAUUCUCGGAAAUUCACAGAUAAUCAGAAUUUUUUUUUUUUUCCAUUUGCAAGUGGGUGGUUCAAAAAACCUCUGCAAAGCUAAAGAGAAACAAAUGACCACGAUUUCCUACCUUUGGGAAGAUUGUCCAGAUGGUCUCCCUGUUCGUCAGC